UCCUUCUUUAUUAAUUCAUAAUUUUGAUGAAAGUAAAAGAAUUAUUAUAGGAUUCAAAGUCUUAAUGUCUGUUAAUCGAUAUCGUCGAGACUCAUAAUUUGGACGUACAUUAUUAAAAAGAUCGAUAAGUUUAAGAUAUAAAUCGCUGUAGGCCGUUGUAGCACUAUAUUUGGUUGCAGAAAAUGGAAGGUCUGAAUGCAAGGGUUGACUUUUAUGACUUUAAACUUACUGUUGAAAAAUGGCAAUAUCGUUCAAAUUUGUGAUUUGUCACACUUGUCUGUCACUUUUGUUUGACUUUGUCAAAUUCUAAUUUGAGUUUGACACCACAAUUUUAGUCCGCCAAUUUUUAAAUAAUUAUUGACACAAUAGCAUUAACGAAAUCAGCAUUUUACAUAAUAUUUUUAUUUAUUUAAUGUUUUCCUUAUUAUGUGCCUUAGGUUACUGGCACGAGAAUUUAAGGAAUCAGUUGUAGUUCCACUAUGGGUAUUACUGUGGAAGCUCGCGAAAGAGCGUCAAAAUCGGUGCAUGUAUAAUCUUUGGGAAAUUUUUGGAGGAUUGUUAGUGUUUCUUGUUGUGUUCUUUGUUAAUCAAACUGUGAAACCAUUAGACGACGUCCUGCCUCGUCAUUUUAAUUAUACAAAUGAUGAUUUUUUAAUCAGAGUUUAUUACACUCCUCUCAACCCCUUUACGCAACUGUUGAUGGCUAAUGUGGAGUUUAAUUUAAAGAAUAAAACUGAACCAGAUAUAAUGCCCAUACAUAAAUGGGAAUUUAUUCAUGAUGCAAAAAUUCCUAAUUUUUUUAAUGAAUCUGAUAACAUUGCUGUAGUCAAGUUUCAGAACAAUGGAUCCCUUGACGAAGAUCUGAUAUAUUCUAUAAAUGUUAACACAAAGGAGGAAGAAAGUAAUGUGUAUCGAAUAUUCAAUGGAUUCUUUAGAGGUGUUGUUAAGAUUGAGGAGACUUCACCAUCGUUUUUACCAAGUUUACAAUGGGCAAUAGACAAGGCAUACAUGGAAAGACUUUCUGAUGUUGAAAUUGGACAGCCUAUCCAAUUAAACAUAAUUCCAAGAUACAUUUCUCAUGAAUUGCGAGCCCUACAGAAAUUUCUUAUUAUUUGCACUAUCAUUGCACCUCUACCGUUCUUCCUUAUAAAUUCUUCAAGAUUGAUUGAUGAGAGAAGAACUGGAAUAAAGGAGCGGAUGAAGCUAGCAGGCGUGUCUCGUGGUGUCCUGAGAUGUGCGCGACUUGUAGACUACGCAUGUGUUGCCGUGAUAUAUGCUAUCCCCGCCACUUUGAUACUAAAGGGGACGAGGAGACCUAUUUUACCAUUUAGCAACCCUGUAGUCAUAGGUAUUACCUUAGUACUGCAUUAUAUGAGCUGCACGACGCUGUCUUUCAUCACCACCACUCUAUCGGACGAUUUCAACUUCGCUGACACUUUGGGUCUAUUUUUCUACAUCAGCGCGUUCUUUUUGGACUUUCUGUGGUAUUCGUAUGAAGCUCGAAGUAUAACAUUGAUAUAUAUUAUAUGCACUAUAAUACCUCAUUCGCCGAUUUAUAUGUUCUGGGAUGAAGUUCUUUAUUUGGAACAAAUGGGUAUAGGCAUCCAGUUUUGGAACCUCGGACACAAAUAUCCAGACACCAGCUUGACUGUGUUUAGAGUGUGGACGUUUUUCGUCGCUCAGUUUUUUAUUGUCUUGAUACUCUCUUGGUAUUUAGAUCUAGUCAGACCCGGUAGUCAUGGUAUCUCUAGGAAGUGGAAUUUCAUGUUUAAAAAAAGGUAUUGGUUUGGCGCUAAACCUACGAAGAAGGUUAGAAGACCCGAUAUGCAAAAAGAACGCAAAUUGUCCAAAGAUGAGGAAGACGAGAGAGAAAUGUAUUUCGAAAAGGGCCCGAAGACAGCGGAGGUAGCUGUUAAAAUCAUGAAUGUUACUAAGAUAUUCAGAACGGUCCGAAAGUCAAAAGUGAAGGCUCUUGAUAACGUCAGCUUCGAUUGCUAUAAAGGCGAAGUCACAGUUGUGUUAGGUGUCAACGGAGCCGGAAAGACCACCCUUAUGUCUAUUAUAACCGGAAUGUAUAGUCCCUCAAAGGGUGCCGUUUUUAUAAACAAUAAGGAUGUUACUCAAAAGUUGAGGGAGCUCCGAGAAACCAUAGGAUUCUGUCCUCAAUAUGACCUGAGCUUCAGUUAUCUUACUGUCAAAGAGAAUGUCCAGUUUUACCAAAAGUUAAAAACAACUAAAUGUGAGACUGAUAUGACAACCGAACAGCUGUUGAAGAAACUUAGAUUGAAGGAUAAAGCGCAUCUCUUUACCCAGAACCUGUCCAGUGGAAUGCUUAGGUGCUUACAGGUGGCGUGUUCAUUAGUAACCGGUGCAAAAGUGUUGGUACUAGACGAGCCAACGUCUGGAAUGGACGUGGAGAUCAGACAUCAUCUUUGGGAUUUAUUCAUGGUUCUUCGCGGUACUAAAACGAUAAUAAUGACGACAACUUGUAUGGAAGAAGCCACUGCGCUUGGCGACCGUAUUGUCAUACUGAACAAGGGUCAAUUGAGGUGUCACGGUACACCUCUGUUUCUACAACAGGCACUUGGCGUGAGCUGCAAUUUAUCCGUGACAAUAACGGACAGUACUCACAUGAUACAUUUAAUUGACUUAGUCCAAGUUAUUGUGCCUCAUGUAGAGCACAGGAUCGAAGACAUCCACCGCGUAACAUUCUCCCUCCCUUCCGAAGACCGGGACAAGUUUUCACAGCUUUUCAAAGUAUUAGAGAGUAAUAAAGACUCUUUGGGAAUCAUGUUCGUUGAUGUCGGAAUGUAUAUGGAGGAAGUCUUUCUGGAGUUUCUUGAAGAAGAGACCGAUGAGCAAUACGACUUGCAAAUGAGUCUAUCCUGUCGACAUAUGGAAAUGAAUAAAGUUUUCGGUAUUCGUCUGCUGAUAUCUCAACUUCAACUGCUUAUCGAGAGAAUAAUUGAAUAUAGGAUGCUGAAUAAGUACCAAUUUUUUGUAUGGCAAGUAGUACUGCCGAUCGUCGGUUUCUUAGUAGUAACACUGACUACGAACGACUCUCUCGGCUUCGGCAACAUGUUCACUCACUAUGAGUACCACGGUCACCACGUCAGGGCUCUAGUGUAUAACCCGGGGCCGUUCAGACGCAGCGGGAUCAACGAGUCCGUGCUUAAACAUCCUGAACUUAAAGCUGUGCUUUCAGAUGAUGUAGAUAGAGAAUUCAGCGAUCCAACGUCUGGCUACAUGAACAGCGAAACGAUGGGUAUAAAACUGAUGCAGCAUUACACGAGAUUAUUUCACCCUAAAGAGCCAAAUCUUCUAUCGGAGUCCAUCAACUUGUACAGUAACAUAUACAUGUCUGUUCACAUACCUUACCUCAAUCACAGCAUAAUAACCUCAUAUGAACCUAUUAGGAAGGAAGACAGGACACAAAUUAAUCCGAAAAGUGUGUUUCUAUGCCUAAAAUGGGCUAUAUGGGUUGUGUUUUUUACCGUCGUACCCCUCGCACCUUGCAUCACGUUGACCAUAAAGGAAUACGCUAACGGCAUCCGAGACAACCAUAUGAUGGCCGGCUGUUCCCCCAUAGUCCACUGGGGCGCUAGGUUCAUACUACACAUGACCGCCUACCUGGCGAUCAUACCCGGCCCUUUGAUGAUCUUAUCUGUCGGAAUGGACUUCGAUGAGACCUUCACCGAGGUGGAAUUCCUUGGUGCAGUUGCAAUGAUAUUAGUGGCAUUUGGAGCGGCUUAUCUCGCUCAUUUAUUUUUUCUGAGUUUUAUAUUUCAAGGAAAUUAUGCAAUUUGCCAGGUGUACAUCAUGUCUAUAUGUUUCGGAACCAUCUUGCCUAUAACUCUGGCAGUUCUAGAGCCAGUGUGGAAAAGGCAUAUGGGUUUGACGUUUUCGUACUUGACUCUUACGAUCGUGGCUCGUAUUAGCCCCUUGUUUGCUUUCACUGUCGGUCUCGCUCGCGUGGCCUUACUGGCGAGGUCUAAUGCCUUGUGCGCUCAUUAUAAACACAUGUGCCCCGACUUGAAGCUAAGGGAUCUUCCCUUCAAUCCAGAUGAUUGCUGUCGAUCGGAAUUAGAUAUGCCUUUCAAAUAUAUGGAGGAUUACGUUACUGGUCUCCACGACUUUCUUACUCUUAUAAUACAGUUUUUUAUUUAUUCAGUACUGGUGAUAUUACUAGAGCAUAGGAUACCUCAGUACAUGAUAGAACGGAUAAUGACGUUCCAGUAUAGAGUGCCACGCCACAAGUUCUUCAGCAUUAGUGUAAGCAAAGAGGCUGACUAUGUACGGUCGAAGUUACGAGCUGGGGAAACCAAAAAUGACGUCAUAUUGGCUCACAAUUUGCAUAAAACCUUUAACAAUAUAUUCAAUAAAAAGAAGUGUGAACCAAUCAAGGGGAUAAGCUUUGCAGGAAAACUGGGCGAAUGCAUAGGCAUCGUGGGUCCACGAGAUGUUGGUAAAUCCACGCUUCUGAAAAUGCUGAGCGGCCUUAUGGCUAUGACGAGAGGGACUUGUGUCGUUCAAGGGCACCACGUCAGAAAGAAUCGCUUGAAGUAUAUGAAGAAUAUCUGCUACUCGUCAGGUCCCUUCGGCCUGGACCCUUUCCGGACGGGAGUACACAACCUGUCGUUCUUAGCUCAGCUGCAGGGCUACUCCAAGGAGAUGGCAGUUCGAAUAGCUCUGAUGUCUUUACAUUUUAUGGGACUGCAGGCGAACUUGAGUGCAGUGAGGCGGUACAGUUCGGGCUGCGCGCGCCGCCUGGGGCUGUGCGUGGCGAUGAUACUGGCGCCGUCCUUAGCGAUACUGGACGAGCCCAUGCGGGACGUCGACCCCAACUCCCGCUCGAGAGUGGCUAAGGCACUACAGCGACUAGUAUUAGAACCUGCUGUCGUCAUUGUUGCUGAAGCCAGCGUGGACUGGGGCCACAUGGAGUCUGUCUACACUCGAAUAGCCAUCUUAUCGCAAGGUGAACUGGCCGCGUUAGGACCAGCCGGCGAGAUCCACGCGAAGGUCGCGAACGGGUAUACGGCGCGGAUCAAGCUUAAAAUGGUUACAGCUUUCAGACAAGACAUGCAAAAAGAUCUAAAUGAUACAGACGAUGUGGUUUCAUCUUCAUCGGAAUCGCAGCUGUCAUUGCAUACUGAGAAGAGCGUGAUGCACGCUCAAGGUAUCGUCGCCUUCAAGAUGGAAUUUAAGAAGAUAUUCGAGGAUAGUUACAUUCUAGGAGAGCACUUGUGCAUGAUAUAUUUCCACAUCGAAGAUCUCAAGAAUAACAUUCAGUACAGCGAGAUGUUUGAGAAGUUGGAGAACUUGAAAGCGAGGUUUAAAGAUGUAGUGGAAGACUAUGUUCUGAGCACCACAACGAUUGAGGACGUUUUCUGGAGGCUGCGAAGGGAAGGGCCCCAAGAGGCUGAAUCGGACAUUUCUGCGGCCACAUCAGAUAAUUACGUGUGAACAAUUUGAUAAUAAUACAAGAGAAAAAUUAAAAGUUCUGAUUUAUUACUUUGUUUUAUUCUUUCUUCAUGAUUGAUGCGUAACUUGGUGUAAAAUUUAAAGUACCUUAGGUGUGCUGUUUUUUUCCUGUGUUCUGGUAAGAAGUGUGAAUGUCUGUGCUGAAUUUGUAUAAAUAUUAUUUAUGAAUAUGGUUGGAAUUCUUAAUAUUCAUUAUAGUAAAACCUGCUUAUUACAUUGGGUUGUAUUAGUUCUGACGCUUAAAAUUUAGCUCUUGUAGUGAUGGCUAUAAGGUCGAUUUUAAUAAGUUGUAAAAGUAACGUGCGAUUUGAACGAUUGCAGUUACUUUUGAU
This is a messenger RNA of Trichoplusia ni (cabbage looper), 5813 nucleotides long. RefSeq names its product ATP-binding cassette sub-family A member 17-like. Gene Ontology annotation, cellular component: membrane; intracellular membrane-bounded organelle. The coding region runs from base 427 to 5463 and encodes 1678 amino acids. Lineage: Eukaryota; Metazoa; Arthropoda; Insecta; Lepidoptera; Noctuidae. Gene Ontology annotation, molecular function: ATP binding; ABC-type transporter activity; ATP hydrolysis activity. The transcript has 33 exons. Gene Ontology annotation, biological process: lipid transport; transmembrane transport. The record is from RefSeq and is a predicted model, not a curated record.